AUUUAUUACUUCAAAACAGAUCAACAACAAUCUUCUGCUGCAAUGUAUAUCCUCAUACAUAAAAAAAGAUCAAUGCUAAAUUACAUAUACUAAAUAGGAAGAGAUAAGAGAAGUGUCACACCAACAAUCCAAAUUUUAUCACCAUCAAAUCAACAAUGACACACAACCAACAUCAAGGUGAUACAACUAUAACCACUCCUUUCAUGCCAAAUCAAGCAGGUGAUAAAGGAAAAAACAUUCCUUCUACCAGUAAAACUCAUCAGCAUGACAACAAUAUAAAAAAAAGUUCAACCAACACAGAGAAAAGUCAAUUGCAAAGCGCAUUGCAAAGAGUGGAUAAGUAUAUAUUAACAACCCAAACAAUAUCACAUGUCGAAGAUGAACAUCCACGUUUGAAAAAGCAGCGUAAAAUCAAUUGGCUAUUUAGAGCAUUAUCUCAAGAGUCUGAAGUUAGAGGUACAUCGGAAAACCCUAUUCAUAUCUUACAUAACUUGAACGUUCAAUAAUAUCAAAUUACAUUUCUAACAUAUCUCUAAAAAUAUUUCUAUAUAUAGGAAUUGUUGCUUAUAACUUAUCUUUAUCAUAUCUGCACGUGCUGAAAGCCGUCCCAGAAUGUAUUUAUUGUGCUGCAAAAAGAUUGGAACAUGAACCUCCAGCAUUCUGUUGUGCAAGCGGAUAUAUCAAAUUGGCAAACACUGAAGCACCAACAGAACUAUAUGAAAUGUUUGUGGCAUCUACUCCAGACGCGGUAGAGUUUCGCAAAAAUAUUCGUGCAUAUAAUAGUAUCUUUGCUUUUACAUCUUUUGGUGUUAACCUGGAUAAGGAACUAGCAUCUGCAAAAAAAGGAGUAUACACAUUCAGGGCACAAGGUCAAAUUUAUCAUGAUCUACCAUCGUUGCUACCACGUGAUAACAAUCCAUGUUACUUCCAACUAUACUUCUUUGAUACAGACAACGAAUUGACGAACAGGCUAUCGAAGGUGAAUGAAGGAAUUCUUUCAGACCAUAUUGCAACAAAAAUCAAACAGGUAAUGGAGAGUAACCCAUAUGCACAAAUAUUUUGCCAAUUAAAAAACCAAACAAGUUUCCACAAUUUACAACUUCGUAUUGCUGCAAAUGCCUCUUUGGAUCAACGAGUGUACAACAGACCCUCGGUAAGUCAAGUAGCAGCAAUUUGGAUCGAUGGAAACAAUCCAAAUAUACCUUUUGAUCGAGAAAUAAUUGUUCAUGAGCACUCAGGGUACAAACAUAGAGUAAAACACUAUUUUGGUUGUUAUGACCCUCUUCAAUAUCCUUUGUUAUUCCCAAGAGGUGAAGGUGGAUGGCAUCAAGGAAUAAGAAAACAGAGCAAAAGACUGCCUCACAGAAGAAGUGCUCACUCACCACCUAUACUCAAUGAUAUUCCAACAUUCAUAUCAGCUGAUGCAAUAUUAGCCAACGAGGAUCAAGAAGUCCGCCGUGAGACAAAGGGAAAUGUUUCUUGCAGAGAGUACUAUUGUUAUAAGCUACAACUACGAGAAACAGAGAGGUCAGUAUUACUACUAUGUGGAAGAUUACUACAACAAUUUGUGGUUGACAUGUACAUAAAAUUGGAAACCACAAGGCUAGAAUAUUUCAGAAAGGAACAAUCAAAUUUUAGAAGAGAGGUUUAUCAAGGUAUUGUUGAUAGUGUCAGCUCGGGAGAAUGCAGGGGAGACAGAAUUGGGCAAAGAAUACUACUUCCAUCAUCUUUUAUUGGGGGGCCACGAGAUAUGAAAAAACGCUAUAUGGAUGCAAUGGCUUUGGUACAGCAUUUUGGUAGACCAGAUCUGUUUAUAACAAUGACGUGCAAUCCUGACUGGAUUGAAAUCCAACAAGAAUUGCGCCCCGGACAAACUCCUCAAGAUAGACCUGACUUGGUAACAAGAGUAUUCAGAGCUAAGUUGCAGGAUCUAAAAGAACAAAUUUUCAAGAAAGAAAUAUUUGGAAUUGUUGUUGCUCAUGUAUUCGUGGUAGAAUUUCAAAAACGAGGACUACCACACAUACACCUACUUCUCAUAUUAAAAGAAGGACACAAGAUCAAAUCAGGAGAUCAGUACGAUAGGUUUAUCUCAGCAGAGAUUCCAGAUAAAUAUGAGUAUCCUAUAUUGCAUAAAUUAGUGCUCAAACAUAUGAUGCAUGGUCCAUGUGGAAACAAACGUCCAACAAACACAUGCAUGCAAAAUGGACAGUGUAAAUAUCAUUAUCCAAGGCCAUACAACAACAAAUCAAUCCAAGCAAAGGAUGGAUAUCCAAUUUAUAAAAGAAGAAUGGAUGGAAGAAUAGAGAUUGUUCGUGGAAUGCAUAUGACAAAUCAAUGGGUAGUACCUUAUAGCCCUUAUCUGCUUACAAGAUACAAUUGUCACAUUAAUGUUGAGGUUUGCUCAGGAGUCAAAGCAAUAAAGUAUCUAUACAAGUAUAUAUAUAAAGGACAUGAUCGGUGUGCAGUUUAUGUUCAGUCUGAUGAUGGUGAAAAUGUUAUUGACGAAAUACAAACAUUUCAAGAUGCGCGAUGGGUCUCACCGCCUGAAGCACUAUGGAGAAUAUAUGAAUUCAACUUGACUGAAAUGCAACCUGCAGUCAUCAACCUUCAACUACAUUUGCCAGAAAAACAUUCAGGUACACAUAUUAAUGCAUUAUAA
Solanum pennellii is the source of this 2659-nucleotide messenger RNA. RefSeq lists its product as uncharacterized. The record is from RefSeq and is a predicted model, not a curated record. The coding region runs from base 722 to 2659 and encodes 645 amino acids. Lineage: Eukaryota; Viridiplantae; Streptophyta; Magnoliopsida; Solanales; Solanaceae. The transcript is spliced from 5 exons.